AUGCCAUCUUCCAAUACCUCUCACACCGGACAAUUACCCUCUGAUGCGCAAUUUGACGACGGCUCUGGCAUGUCUAACACAAGCGCGGAUUACCAUAAUAUGGCUGCCUCCGAACCCUCGUCAGGGCAAGGUGUAGACGGAGCCGAUGCUAUCGCGGAGGGUAAACAGAAUGCGAAGGCCGUCCUUGCAGCUUCGGGCGUUCCUCUUCCAUCCAAAGAAUCGAGCCAUGAUGCUUUCAAUGGCAAUAAUUCGCCUAAUACCACCAAUGGAUCAGCAGCAAGCCGAAAACGAUCGCGGGAUGGUUCCGUCAUACAAGCUCCACCCUCCACGGAAAGCCUACCAGUGCGCGUCCGCGAGACGCCAGCGGACAAGAUUCUUCUCGAAGACUACGUCAAUCGCGAGUUCCAUCAUUCCGCACUGACAGCUUGGCAGAAUCCCAGCCACGAACUUCUGCAGCAGAAACGCGCGGAGCGGGAUUACUUCUUGGCGGUCCGGCGCGAGACUCACCUGAACCCCGCGGCGUUGUACGGUGUGGGCUAUGAAGGAUUUGGAAAUGCUCGCACCGAUUUGCGGAGUCAACAUCCCCAGCUGCUAUACCCAGCCAACCGUCGACGUCCCGGAAAUCGACGGACGAGGGAGCUCCGGGUCUCUCGCAAAGAUUUGAAAACACAAAACGAACAAGUGGAAGAUCUGGUCCCUAUUCGCCUGGAUAUCGAUUGGGAGAAGAUCAAAAUCCGAGAUACGUUUACGUGGAACCUUCAUGAUCGUGUGGUCUCGCCGGAGCUGUUUGCCGAGAAACUCGUCGAAGACCUGGGUCUACCUAUGGAAACGUGUGCCCCGCUGGUGCGCAUGAUCUCGCAGAGUAUUCAGGAACAGCUUUGCGAUUACUACCCCCAUAUUUUCAUGGAAGAAGAUCCUCUUGACCCCCACCUUCCUUACAGUGCCUAUAAGAACGAUGAGAUGCGCAUUCUCGUCAAACUCAAUAUUACCAUCGGCCAGCAUACGUUGAUCGACCAGUUCGAAUGGGACAUCAAUGAUCCUUCAAACUCCCCGGAAACCUUUGCAGCACGAAUGACGGACGACCUGUCUCUCUCCGGCGAAUUUACCACCGCCAUUGCGCACUCGAUUCGAGAACAAUCACAGCUCUUUGUCAAGUCACUUUACAUCCUUUCUCACCCAUUCGAUGGACGUCCGAUUGACGAUCCUGAUCUCAAGACCGCGUUCCUCCCCUCUCCUCUCACUUCAUCCUUUAGACCAUUCCAGGCGGCCAAGGAAUUCACGCCAUAUCUAUACGAGCUUAAUGAGGCUGAGCUCGAACGGACGGAAGUCUCAAUUUCGCGAGACCAGCGCCGACAGAAACGGUCCGUCAACCGCCGUGGUGGGCCGGCCCUGCCUGAUCUCAAGGAUCGCCAACGUACUAUCCGCACAAUGAUUGUUUCAACCGUCAUUCCAAAUUGUGCAGCUUCUAUGGAUGAGAGUAAUGUUUUCAAGCGCUCUGGCUCAAGUCGCACCCGUCGUGCUGCUGUUGGCAUGCGCGACGGAGCAGAGGAGUCGGAAGAGUCGGAUAGUGACGAAUCCUCGAUUGCGGCAUCUCCGGCGAUUGGGCCUCACCUAGCUCAGGGCACGGCGCGCACGCGAGGUAUGAGAGGAGCCGCCACCGCAGCACAUGCCGCGCUCCGGGCAAGCCUGGGCCAAUCCGCCACGCCCGAGCCUCAUAACGAGGCGAGAGCCGCAUCACGCAGGCGUGAAUUUCGGGAAGAGAGUGUGGAUGAGCCGGAAAAGUUGAUUGUGAAGUUGAGAAUCUCGAAAGAGAAAUUCAAGCAGUAUCUUGCGCACGGGAUUCAAUCAAUAGCAAGCCUCGCGAGUUCCACCCCAGUUGCACAACCGCCAUCCCAGCAAGGCACCCCUCAAGUCCAAACCCCCACCCCGACUCCCAUGGCUCCUCCUGUACAGUCCCAGCCUGAAGUCCGCGUAUCAAAUGCUCCAUCGUCGGCGACACGGCCAGUGCCGACUCCACAGGCCAGAGCGGGAGACACUCCCCAUACCCCACAGAUGGGAGCCACCGGGCCUCAGGCUCCCAACUGGCUUGUAGCGGAAUUGACGCAGCUGAACCGGUCUUAUCCCAAUGACUCCUUCGAGGCCACGAUGCGGUAUACGGCCGUCGACACGGAAACCGGGCAGCCGGUAAUCAAUGCCAGCAAUCAAGUCGGUAAUUCCCGGCUGAAAUACCAAUACCUCCCACGCAUCCGAUGCCAUGAUUGUCCGGGCAAACUCUACAACCCCGGUCCUGGUAUGACGGUCGAGAACUUUAAAGUGCACCUCACCAACGGCACACACAUCAAGAAUGUCAAUGAACGAGUUGCUAGGACGGCGGCGGCGGAUGCAGCUAGAGCGGCCGUAGGGGAUGGCGGGAGCAGUGUUGAUACACCUCUGUGA
This is a messenger RNA of Aspergillus fijiensis CBS 313.89, 2436 nucleotides long. Its product is annotated as SWI/SNF chromatin-remodeling complex subunit SNF5. Gene Ontology annotation, cellular component: nuclear chromosome; SWI/SNF complex; nucleus. The transcript has 2 exons. Gene Ontology annotation, biological process: regulation of transcription by RNA polymerase II; chromatin remodeling. Bases 1 to 2436 code for a protein of 811 amino acids. Lineage: Eukaryota; Fungi; Ascomycota; Eurotiomycetes; Eurotiales; Aspergillaceae. Gene Ontology annotation, molecular function: transcription coregulator activity. The record is from RefSeq and is a predicted model, not a curated record.